AUGUCAUCCACACCCACUUUUAAAGGAACCAUCAACCACAAAACGGUCGGCAGAGGCAGGCUGCCCGACUUCCAAGACAGUCACAUUCCUCGUCCUCGUCCGGACACUUCCUCCACUGUACACACCCCGCAGACCGCGUCCAGCGAUAUUGGAAGCAACACCAUGAGUGCUGCCAGCAGUCGACAGCGUCAAAAUCAGUCCAAGCGCGAUGAGGCGAUUCGGCGAAAAUUGGAGGCCGACCUCAACAAGAAGCGCCAACACACGACCAGAGCAAACCGUUCUCGCAAAGCUCCUCCCGGCACCGUUCUUGCCUUGAAACCCAGCCAGGCCCUGCAGAUUAAGCCCAACACUACCAUUGCGGAAGCCGCCCAGUUGAUGGCCGCUAAGAGAGAAGACUGCGUACUGGUUACCGACGAUGAUGACCGUAUCUCUGGUAUCUUCACCGCGAAGGAUCUUGCUUUCCGGGUGGUGGGAGCAGGCCACAAGGCGCGUGAAGUCACGGUGGCUGAGAUCAUGACCAAGAACCCUCUUUGCGCUAGGACCGACACAAGCGCCACCGAUGCUCUCGAUCUGAUGGUGCGCAAGGGAUUCCGCCAUUUGCCCGUCAUGGAUGAGAAUCAGGACAUCUCCGGUGUGCUUGAUAUUACGAAAUGCUUCUACGAUGCGAUGGAGAAACUGGAGCGUGCCUACAGCUCUUCCCGCAAACUCUACGACGCCUUGGAAGGUGUCCAGACCGAACUCGGCUCCAGCCAGCCCCAGCAAAUCAUCCAGUACGUUGAAGCUUUGCGGCAUAAGAUGUCCGGCCCGACGCUGGAAUCUGUCCUAGAUGGCAUGCCCCCGACCACCGUCUCUGUCCGCACCACCGUCAAGGAAGCGGCUGCUUUGAUGAAAGAGCACCACACCACCGCCCUUCUCGUACAAGACCAGGGCUCCAUCACAGGCAUCUUCACCAGCAAGGAUAUCGUACUGCGUGUCAUUGCUCCGGGUCUUGACCCCGCCACUUGCAGCGUUGUUCGCGUUAUGACACCUCACCCGGAUUUUGCCCCCAGCGACAUGAGUAUCCAAGCUGCGCUUCGGAAAAUGCACGACGGACACUACCUGAACCUGCCUGUGAUGAACGAUGCAGGGGAGAUUGUGGGUAUGGUGGACGUGCUCAAGUUGACAUAUGCGACUCUGGAACAGAUCAAUACCAUGUCAUCACAGGAUGAUGAGGGGCCCGCAUGGAACAAGUUCUGGCUCUCAAUGGAUCACGAGUCCGACUCAAUGGUCUCAGGAAGCCAGCAGCCCGCUCAGCGGUCAGUGAUCAGCCCCGAGUCACCCAAGGCUAGUUAUGACGCUCGAGACAGCGUUCUCCCCAACGAAUCUGCUUCCCACCACGGCGGGGAUGAGCAUUCGGAAUAUGCAGAGCCGCACCAUGCCGAACACAUCUCGUUUCCGUUCAAGUUCAAGGCUCCAAGUGGACGAGUACACCGCGUUAAUGUUCUUCCUGCCGCCGGUGUCGCUGAGUUGGUCGCUCAAGUAUCGGCCAAAUUGGGUCCUGAGGUAGAGGCCGUCGGCGGUGCUCCAAUCAGCGAAGAUGGCAAGCUCAGCAACACGGGCUAUGCUCUCAGUUAUAUGGACAACGAAGGCGACACCGUUUCAAUCACCACAGAUCAGGAUCUGUCUGAUGCUGUGAGUCUCGCGCGUCUGUCGCAUAGAGACAAGGUCGAUCUGUUCGUGCACGAUCCCAGCCAGCCUCCGAUUCCCGCUACGUUGGAUCCUCAACCGGCUCCGGCCCGUCCUGUCGAGGAGAAGAGUGUGAUCUCUGAGGAACGAUCCGAGGAGGAGGUGGUAGUGGCCAAGCCCCUCCGGGCUCAGUCCUUCCCUGCGCAUCACGCUGAGGAGCAGUUCAUUGCCGGAGUGCCCAACGAGCUACUGUUGCCUGGAGCGAUUGUGACCUUGGCCGCGGUGAUUGCGGGUGUAUUCAUCCUGGGCCGGGCUACUUCCCGGUAA
Aspergillus japonicus CBS 114.51 is the source of this 1992-nucleotide messenger RNA. RefSeq names its product CBS and PB1 domain protein. Bases 1 to 1992 code for a protein of 663 amino acids. The transcript has 4 exons. The record is from RefSeq and is a predicted model, not a curated record. Gene Ontology annotation, molecular function: protein binding. Lineage: Eukaryota; Fungi; Ascomycota; Eurotiomycetes; Eurotiales; Aspergillaceae.